UCAGUGAACUGCUCUUUCACUCCUCUGAACACAUUGAACACUGUUGUGAAGAUUAAACUGAAUCUUUUAAUUGAAUCUGAAGAUGAAUCCUCCGUGCGCGCGCUGCGGGAAGAUCGUUUAUCCGACGGAGAAGAUCAGCUGUCUCGAGAAGAACUGGCACAAAGGCUGUUUCCACUGUGAAGUGUGUAAGAUGACCCUCAAUAUGAAGAACUAUAAAGGCUACGAGAAGAAACCGUACUGCAGCGCUCACUAUCCGAAGACAUCGUUCACAAUCGUGACAGACACGCCAGAGAACCUGCGACUGAAACAGCAGAGUGAACUGCAGAGUCAAGUGAAAUAUAAGCGAGACUUUGAGGAGAGUAAAGGACGAGGAUUCAGUAUCGUCAGCGACACGCCGGAGCUACAGAGACUCCGAAAAACACAAGAGCACAUCAGCAACGUAUGAAACCACCUGUUAUAACACUGUAAUAACACAAACUGACUGAAUGUGUUGUGUCUGUCAUUUAAUAUCCAUAUGAAGUGUGUGUGUGUGUGUGUGUGUGUGUGUGUAUAUGUGUGUGUGUGUGUGUGUGUGUGUGUGUGUGUGUGUGAGAGAGUGUGUGUGUGUGUGUGUGUGUGUGUGUGUGUGUGUGUGUGUGUGUGUGUGUGUGUGUGUGUGAUUUAUUCUGGGGUGCAUUUUGGUCUCUAAACACAAUGACACAACACAAGUACUAAACGUACUUUCAGUUUUCAUAUAAAUUACCCAUAAUUCAUCAUAUAAAAUAACCUGACCCUGUGAACAUGGACGACGAGAGAAUGUGGAUUUCAUGUUUUUGUGACUGGAGCGAUUCUGAGCUGCAGGUGAGAUAAUCUCUGUUUUCUCAUUUUACUUCUAAAUGAAACACGAUGUUCAAGGAAAUAAUGAUUUUCUUGGUGUGGAAUUGAUGGGAUUGUGGAAGUGGAAGAGGUGGAGCAGGAUUAUGAAGACAAACAUCUCUGAGUGAUAAUAACAUGCACUUAUAAGACCAGGAACAUGUGUUAAGAAACUAAAGUUUAAUUUCAUGUGGACUUUUAAUGUGCUCUGAAUUAACCUCUCUCUCUCUCUCUCUCUCUCUCUCUCACACUCACUCACUCUCUCUCUCACUCACAGUAUCUCUCUCUCUCUCUCUCUCUCUCUCUCAGUAUCUCUCUCCUCAUGUAUCUGAUCUGAUGUCUCAGGAGAUCUCAUCCAGUGCUCAUGUGCUUCAGUCCAGUGGAAACGCUGCUGAGAUCUCAUGAAGAGACUCAUCUGAUUCUUGAGAUCCCACAGACACACACACACACACACUCUCACACACACACAUACACAUACACUCACUCACACAUACACACACACACUCUGACACACACACACAUACACAUACACUCACUCACACAUACACACACACACU
Messenger RNA from Xyrauchen texanus (razorback sucker), 1409 nucleotides. Its product is annotated as LIM zinc-binding domain-containing Nebulette-like. The coding region runs from base 83 to 445 and encodes 120 amino acids. Lineage: Eukaryota; Metazoa; Chordata; Actinopteri; Cypriniformes; Catostomidae. The record is from RefSeq and is a predicted model, not a curated record. Gene Ontology annotation, molecular function: actin filament binding. The transcript has 4 exons. Gene Ontology annotation, cellular component: focal adhesion.